GUAGUAUUUUAGGUAGGCAGAAGAUGCAAAUUUAGCCCCUCUAUUCAACUUGUUGUCGCAGGUGAGUUCCUCUACUUAAAAGUAAUGCAAAUCAACCCCUCUACUAAUAAAAAAUCCGCAUAUCAACAUUUUUGUCAAGGAUGACGUCAAGAAACAUCUUUCCCUCUGUCUUUUUGUUACUCCGUUGAAAAAACAUGACUUGGCACCGAUUUAGACUUAAAAAUAUGACGUGGCAAUGACUUGGACUUAAACUCAUUAUGCUUAUUUACGAAUUAAAAUUUUGAAAAAGAAAACACCAAAAAAGAAAAACCUACACAGCCUUCACCAUCCUUGAAGAACACAGGGCAAAAAAAUCAUGAGGAAAGGUAAGAAGGAUUCUAGAAUUUUACUUUGUAAUGAAGAAGUAAAAUACAAGAAAUCAUAGCAAGCAAAACUUAACAUUAGAAACUAGAAAUCAACUAAAAAUCAACUAGAAAUCAACACCACCCAACCAAAAUCUCAGCACAAGAAACAAAUUCAGGAGGGUAUUGAGAAUGAGACGGCAAUUACAUGAGCUUUAAUAAACCCUAAAUCUAAUUGUCAAGUAAGAAAAAGACAAGUUGAAAAGGAGGGUUGGAAGUUCAUGGCAGCAGCAAUUGCAGCUGCUCUAGCUCCCCCAUCAUUUGGAUUUGGAACCACAACCACUGCACUAACAGCAACUGUUAGCGUGCCUGGAAGAGAAAUCGGUAACCCUGCAUUUGGAACCAACGGGGCUUUGUAGUUUGAAAUUCAAGGUGCGAGUUUGACUUCUUUUUUUUUUUUCAGAGUACCUCCUCAAGCCUCCUCAAACCUUAAUUUCUAUAAAAAUCAAAGAGUAAAACCCUAAAUUCUAAACCAUAAAUUUGGGUUUUAUCAAACUAGAUCUGUAAAUUUACGAAGAGGAACAGGGAAAAGGAAAUGGAGGAAGAAAGCAUAAGAAAAAGGAGAGGAAAGG
This is a messenger RNA of Rubroshorea leprosula, 973 nucleotides long. The record is from the annotation of a GenBank genome assembly. NCBI's taxonomy places the organism in Eukaryota, Viridiplantae, Streptophyta, Magnoliopsida, Malvales, Dipterocarpaceae.